AUGUUUGACAUACAAGGUUCGCCAAUGAAUGAGGACAUCAACUCAGAGUCUGGCAAUGAUUGUGAAGACACACUGGCAGAUGCAGACAUGUGCAGCAUCAGCAGUUCCAGUGAGGAGCAUAUGGAUUGUACAGGAAGCCGGUCUGAGUCGGAUAAUGAGCUUGAAGAAGCAGAGAACUUACAGAGUGCUACUCAUGAGUUUGACACAGAUUUGAUUGAUGGAGACAAGGAAUUGGAUGAAGAGGCUGAUGAUGACAAAGAUGUGUUGGAUAACAAGCAUAGUGAGUUUGGUUAUGGUGACCUAGAGGAGCAGUUGUUAUUGGAUGACAGCCCAGACUCAGAGGAAGGCUCACAGGAUGAACUAGAUGAUGCUGUUCUUGGUGCUGAGGAUGGAGAGGGUGCUACAGAUACUGAAGAGGAUUAUGGUGACUAUGCUGAGCAUUAG
Suillus subaureus is the source of this 444-nucleotide messenger RNA. RefSeq lists its product as uncharacterized. The record is from RefSeq and is a predicted model, not a curated record. Lineage: Eukaryota; Fungi; Basidiomycota; Agaricomycetes; Boletales; Suillaceae. The transcript has 2 exons. Bases 1 to 444 code for a protein of 147 amino acids.